UCACUUUCAGUUUGGAUUUUUGUUGUUUCUUUUUCCCGUAGCAACCUAUUUCUCCUCCCUCUGCCCCUGCCCCAUAGCAUUAUCGCGAACGAAAGACGCGACAUUUCUUCAAUCAAAACCUGGCUCUUGCCUUUUCGCUGGGGUUUCCCCUGAAUCGAUCCUAUUCCGCCGUGACGGCUGCUGAAUUUCAGGCCCCGGCCAUAACGAAGCAUCUUUUGUUUGACAUACUUUUAAAGCCCCUAACCGCCAAAUUAGCCAUGUCGACCUCGACCUACCUUUGUCACGGCUUCAGGUGGCAUCGCCCCAAUAUCCAUGUCUUCGCCCACGAACAGGACAUUGGUGACGCCGCUCUCGACUCGACCGUCGCUCCCGAAUCUUCCGCUGCGAUCAUCCGAUCUUUCUACACCGCCUUCGACUUUCUCCCCCACCGUCCCCUUGCCGCACAGGGAACUGAGCCGGCUACGACGUCGUCCCUUCCCGGUCACGGCGCGGUGAAGCUCCUCGAGGAGCACGAUUGCCGCGACUCCAUGAACGUUGGCCGGCCUUACGCCUUCGUCGCCGACCAUGCCGUCCGUGUCCAUCUCAGCGUGUCGGUCGUGGAAGAGAUGGCGCUGUACGAGGCGUGCAUGUCCGAUAAGGCGGCUGUCGAGACGAGCCGGGGCGAGGAUGUGGGGUGGUUCGAGAAACUGCGGGACAAGUUACAGCCAGACGAAGAUAUUCGGUGGUACGUCAUCGUCUGUCGUGAAGAAGAGGGCAAGCUGCGAGAGGACCGUGGCUUUGGGGAUGCCCAGGGCGACGGUGGGGUGAAGAGGGGAGACCUCUCCGUUGAAUCGCCCCCGGACCACACGCCGGAGGAGACCGGACGAAAAGUUUCUCGGGGACAGCCGGAGGCGGACCAAACACAGAUGCAGGCCGAGAAAGGGGAUGGCCAAGACGCCGUUGGGGAGACGACUUCAACACAGCCCAAAAGCGGGACAGCCGCGGAAGACGCAGGGCGACAAGUUCGUCCCGCCAGGGAGAGGAGCAUGAGCGCGUCGAGACCGUCAGCCGGUGGGUGCUCGUACUCGCCGUUUCCUCGACCCGUACUACCUCCGACGAUCACACCUCGACCUGCCACGAGGAAUGGGAAUCUGCUGAAGCCGUAUCCUGAGAUUGGGUCGAUUUCGAUAACACCUGCUCCUCCACCGCCCGCCAAUUUUGCUCACAAAAGCCGGAGCCUAAGGAGGUUGUUUGGGAGGAAAAAAACCAGCGGAAAAAUUGAUAUGAGCGCAGAGCCUCUCUCGCGAUGGAGGACAGGGAAUUACGGCUUAUUAUGGUCGGCCGAGGUAGAGUACAGUGAGCGUCAAGCUUCCGUUCUUUAGUUGCUGGUUCAUCGCAUUCGAAGCCAGUGGUCUUUUCUUCUUCUUUUUCUUUUUCUCAUUCUCAUCCAUGUUCUGUUAAGUAUAUAGACAGGACGCAAAGUCCAUUUUCUACAAAGCAUAUAGAUAUAGGUCGGCAAGGUCAGGCAUCCAUCUUGGGAAGAAGCGUCAAUUGCUGUUAGGCGUACUUUAACGGCCUCUUUAUCGUGGUAUUCCCAGUUGCUGUCAGAGAAAACAAGUUAAAAAAAUUAGUCAAAAAAAUAGUUAAAAAAUCAAAAAUUUACCACUAAUAAACCAGAACUGACAGACUGCUGCCUGCUCAACUGGAGGAGAGGAGACU
This is a messenger RNA of Sodiomyces alkalinus F11, 1698 nucleotides long. RefSeq lists its product as hypothetical. The record is from RefSeq and is a predicted model, not a curated record. The transcript is spliced from 2 exons. NCBI's taxonomy places the organism in Eukaryota, Fungi, Ascomycota, Sordariomycetes, Glomerellales, Plectosphaerellaceae. Bases 258 to 1361 code for a protein of 367 amino acids.